Geosmithia morbida is the source of this 1860-nucleotide messenger RNA. RefSeq lists its product as uncharacterized. Gene Ontology annotation, molecular function: phosphatase inhibitor activity; transcription corepressor activity; chromatin binding. Gene Ontology annotation, biological process: negative regulation of phosphatase activity; negative regulation of transcription by RNA polymerase II. NCBI's taxonomy places the organism in Eukaryota, Fungi, Ascomycota, Sordariomycetes, Hypocreales, Bionectriaceae. The transcript has a single exon. The coding region runs from base 1 to 1860 and encodes 619 amino acids. The record is from RefSeq and is a predicted model, not a curated record.
AUGGAGAAUGCAAGAGACAGCCUUAUCGACCUUGAGAGGCACCGACGCCGCCUCGAAGAGAACAUCAACGAGCUGCAGAGGGUCCUCCAGCACUGGCGCACCUGGGAUGCCGAGUAUGAGGCCUUGAAGGAGGAGGUCGAGGCCGCCUCCGACUCGAGUCCGGCCGAGCUCAAGCGCAUCCAGGAUGAGUUUGAGGGCGAGCUGGUUAACAAGAAGGAGGUGGGCGAGAUUUUUGGAAAGGAAGGGAGGCGGCGAUCUAGAGAACAAAUCGUCAACGUCCUCGAUCGGCGCAUAGACUAUGUCUCCAAAAACAUCGGUACCUUGCAGAAGCAGUUGGAAACCGCGGAGAGCAAGCACGCGACCGCUUCUAUCGUCAGCCAGCCUGACAUCAUGGACGAUGAGGGACAACCCAUCACCGAGAUUGUCGAGCAUCUCGAUGAUGAUGACAACAUCGUCUCGUACAAGCUGAACAGACCUGGGGAGUCGAUGUCUCACAUCCGUGAGGCCCUGGAGAAGGCCGGUAUCAAGGACCUACCCCCGGUAGAUGGGGACUCCUCAAACCGACAGGUCGCCGAGGUGGCAUCGGAUGACGGUGGCGAAGGCCCGAAGGAAGUACCGACACCACUGCCUACCAAUGUCUCCCGUCCGCCAAUGGAUAGUACUGCGGGCAAGGCGCCGGAAAAGACCGUUCAGGCACCCAAGAAGAAGAAAGGCGUCUCGUUUACCAAUGACACAAAGCUCGCUCUAGAGGAGGAAAGGGAUGUGCAACCAGUCUCCCAAGCAGCAAGGCGUGUCGAGAACAUUAUGAAGUCGGCCGAGGGUCAGGGCGAUAUCAUGAAGCAGAAGCCAGUGAUUCCCGAGGAUGAGGACGAGGACGAUGCAGCCCUACGACAGGAGAUGCUCAAGUACAGCAUGGGCGACUUUGGCGCCGUGGUGGCAGAGCUAGAUAUCGAAGAGGGCACAUCCGAUAUGGAAGACGACUGGGACAGCGACGAAGGCUUUGGCGAGGGUGAGGAUGGCGACGAGGACGACGACGAAGAGGACAAAUACGGCCGAUCAACCCUGCGCGUAGUUACGGACAGUUACCGGCAACGCAUGCUGGAGCUGGAGCAGAGGCUUGGCGUCAAUUCGAACUCAGCUGCCAAGCAAAAGAUCAACGACGAAGCCAAUAUGAACUCGGACUCAGACGACGAACGCAUCGGCCGCAUCGUUGUCAAACCGGAAUCCUCAUUACCCUCUAAGCCAACAUCAUCGUCAUCCCAGAUCGCUCUUCCUGAAAGGCCCACGACAAAGCAGGCCUCCAAGAAGUCGGAGAAGAAGGGCGUGCGCUUCGCCCAAAACCUCGACAUUGCGCCCGAUACCCCUCCAUCGGCUGCUGCCAAGAUGGCCCAGGUGGAGGUGGCGCCCGCCAUCGAGCCACACGGCGAUGUCAUGGAGCGCUCAGUCUCCGAGAAGAAGUCAACGGUGAGGGGAACCAAGGCGGCGCCACCGAAAAGGGCUUCCCGUUUCAAAAAGGCCUUAGAGAAGUCCUCGGAUCCACCAAAGGGACCCAUGGAUAUCCCCGCGUCAUUUGUGGGAGAGAACCGGCCGGUCGCUCCCUCAGGACCUCCCUCAGCUACCAUAGCCGAUAAGCUUGUGGAGCGAGAUAUUGUCUCGCGUCCCAUCGACAGCAAUGAGUUCGACGAUUUCGGCGAUAUGGAUGCCAUCGCCCAUGAACACCAGCGGCUCCGCAAGAAGUUCAUCCAGCGCCAGGGCGGCUUCCUCAAGGAAGACGAGUCCCCCAUCCAGCCGUUGGAUGAGACGGAGGGGGGACCGGUACGACCCAGCCGCUUCAAGGCAGCAAGACUAUCAAGAUAUUGA